CGUGAGGCGCCGGGGCCCACCGAGUCUGUGACUAGCUGCGCCUCCUAGCGGGGAUCCCGCCAUUCCCAGCUCCCGAGGGCCCCCCACCCGGCCGCCACUAUGUUACAGGAAAUCAGUGAGCAGAGCUCGGAAGCGGGAGAUGACAGUCUAUCUGCGAUUACCUACGAAUCAGACUUAGAGAUGAAAUCAAAAAAGAAAACUUUUCACAAAUAUCCACCAAGAUCACCAAAGUCUCCCUAUCACACUAAGCCUAAACAGAUCGCAUCUUGGAGAUAUUUAAAGGCAACAGGGACAAUGCCUCUCAGUGGCAGGAUGGCUUUAACCCCACAGAAGCUAUGGCUUGGACCUUCAAAACAAGGUCAUAGUCCUGGGGCCCCUGUUUAUAGAGAGAAGGAAGAUAUGUAUGAUGAGAUUAUUGAAUUGAAGAAGUCAUUACACUCUCAAAAAGGUGAUGUGGAUUUUAUGAAAACAAAGCUUCGACGAUUAGAAGAAGAGAACAGCAGAAAGGAUCGGCAGAUUGAACACCUCCUAGAUCCUAAUCGAGGCUGUGAAUUUGCCCGGAGUAUGGUUGACAAAAGGCCUGGUACUGGCUGGGUCAUUAAUGGACUAAAACAGAGAAUUAUCAAGUUGGAACAGCAGUGCAAGGAAAAGGACAAUACUAUCACUAAACUUCAGACAGAUAUAAAGAUGACUAAUUUGGAAGAAAUGAGGAUCGCCAUGGAGACUUAUUAUGAGGAGAUCCAUCGUCUCCAGGUUCUUUUGGCAAAUACUGAAACUACCGGAAAGAAGUCCCCAACCGACAAGAAGUCAACUCAGAAAAGGCAGAAGAAAUUGAGUGCUACUGUUCUACACUUGUCAAGGAAUGUUCAAGAACUUCAGGAGGAGAACCAAAGCUUGAAGGAAGAUCUGGACCGGGUGCUAAGCAAUUCCCCUAUUUCUAAUAAAGCAAAAGGUUAUAGUGAAUGGAGUAAACAAAGGCUAAUGAGACGAAUCUCAGAAUUGGAAAAGAAAGUGGGUGAGCUCGAGAACACAGGAUCUCAUUCUCCAGAACAGGUCAGAUUGGUUCCCUUGAUUCAGUCAGCACCAAACACAGUCCAGCAGGAUCUGCUGAGAUCUGAGCACUCUGAGGAGUGCGAGCGCCUUCGAGGGAUAGUAAGAAAGCUGAAGGGGGACCGGAGCGCCCUGCAAGCUCAGCUGUCUGAUAAAGAUUUGGAAAUGAAGCAGUUACUACAGGCAAAAGCUGCUUUGGAGAAGGAGCUGAAAAAAGUGGAGGAUACAGAGAAAGACAGAAAAGAAAAAGAAGAUACCAUGAGAGAGGAAAUUCAAAGACUUACCAAGAAGUUGCAAGAGACGGAAGUAGACCAGAGAAAAAUUGAAGAUGACCCCAUGGAGAUAACACAUGAGGCUCCGGAAGAUGCCUUUAUCUCCUCCAACGUUACCUGUAUCCAGACUCAGCAAGGUUCUGUAUCGAGUUCAAGUAAUGUGUCCUCUCAGCCUCCCACUUUCCACUCUGAUGCAAGAAAAAAAGAGCACAGAAGAGAUAAAGCUGCCAGAAUUAUCCAAUCUCAGUGGAAGAUAUUCAAUAGAAAGAAAAAAGAGGCUAAUCUGGAUGAGGCGGCUGCUGUGCUGCAAGCAGUUUUCAGGGGACAUUUAGCACGGGAGAAGCUGUUUUCGAGCGAUACAUUUGGUUCAGAAUUUCCCAGCAUGCCCAGCUUUCCAAAUAAGAGAUCCAACACAUCCCGCUGUCAUAGUUCCUCAGUUUUGGUGGCUGAUGACAAGGAGGAAGACGAGGCUAUUGCAGUCAUCCAGUCGAUUUUCAGGGCACAUUCAACACGGAUGGGAUACCAUGCAAAAACAGCCUCUGACUCUCCCAUAAAUGAAAAGAAAGCUAUUUCAGCAAAGAAAUCAACCUCUCUAGUCUCUGCACCAUCUUCUCUUGGUAAAGAAGAUAGUGAAGUUAGUAGUGAAGAGGCUGUAGAAGAAUUCCCAGCUGAUGAUGAUGAGAGUAUGCAACCGAAAGAGCUGAAGGCACUGGUUCACCAAUCCUGUUGUGCUGUUUCCUCCCACACCCGGUUGCAGUCCAUUGUUGCUCCACCAGUGGAUGAAGUAAGCUCCGACGAUUCCGAUGAUAUCGUCAUCUCUCCAUCUCUACCCGUGAAGAAAAAAAAUCCUCCCCAUUUUUAGUUUUAGGCUGUUGUAACUGCCACAGAAACUGCCCCACACACGAAGCUAUUCUUUAUUCUUGGAUGAGGUUAAGGCUAAAAGCACAUAGGACCACCUUGAGCGCUUAUUCUCUAAUGCUGGAAGAACAGUUUGAUUAGUAGGGAAAUGACAUCUAUUUUUACCCUUAGAGAUUUAAGGCACCAAGCUAGCCACAAUGCAAAAGUUAUGAGUGGUAGAGGAUCAAAGAAAACUUCAGGUAGAGUCCUGGGUAGUUUUUCCCUUUGUUUUUGAAAGUAUCAUUAUCAACAUUAUUAGUAGAUGAGAGCUAUAUUUUGAAGAACAAAAGCUGAAUUUCAGUUUCUUCUAGUAGACCUCUUGCAGCAGGCAUGAUACUUCCCACAUUCCUGGGCAUAUCCACCCCGCUGCUUUAGAGCUCUCUACUGAACAAUAGUAUAAGUCUUCAAAGUGGAGCUGGUGAUUUUGUCACUGGGAAAAUAAAAACUAAAAAACACACAAUUAUAAACCAAAGAAGCUACAUUAAAAUUAGUUUUGAAAAUGUAUUAGAUUGGUUUAGCAAGCAGACUGAAGAGAGGAAAAAUCACUGAUCACAAAGUGAAAAUGAAGUCCUCCCAUUCUGACAUAUAAAAAGCCCUUCAUUCUCGUCAUCAGUUGUUUUGUUCCUUCUGCAUAGUGAAGACCACCCUUAUAUUUUGAGCAGCCCUUGUAAAGACUAUUAUAACCAACAGUAGGCCAAAUGUUGAACUUCUCCAGAAUCCAGCUGCCCCAAAUGGAAAGAGCUGCCAUCCUUGGAAGGAACAGCUUUUGAAACUUAGGGACUGUGUAUGUCAGAAGAGUGCCUUAUCUUCUCGGAGGAAUAUGUUUUCCCUUAGGAAAUCACAGAUGAGUGCUCUCUUUACACGCAGAACUUAUCUUCCAUUUAAAUGGAUAUGUGUAAGAAUUAGGAAGGAGAUGAAACUUCAAAUGCCCCUUGGCCAGAAGACAUGUGAUGCAUUCUUAGAAAGCAAGAUCCAAAUGUCACAUUAAUGCCCAGAUUUCCGGAGUUAUUCUAGGAGUUCCACUACAAGUACCUGGUUCUGCAAUCAUUUUGUAGCAUAAAGCAGGCACUGGCAACAGGGAAGCAGGUGGGAGAGACUGACUGACAUGUUUCUUCUGUCCAGUGACUCGAUGAAUUGUCUCCAAUGCUCUGUCCCCUUACAAAGUUCUGUCUCCAUCAUAAGUUUGACAGGAUCGAAUCAGUAGAGUGUUUAGAGUUCAGAGGUCAUAUUUGUACUGUCUGCUGCAGUCAUCCUUCAGUCUACACCAGCGGCUUUCUCCAGUUAGGCAGUUUCUAUAGAACUAGUUGGAAAGUGAAAAAUUCAUUCAAAUGCCCCGAUCUUUUUGCUUUGUUAUCAAUUGUCAUGGUAUCAAAUAAUUGUUCCUUGAAAAAAAUAUUUUUGCCUGGUGGUUUGACUGAAUUGAUUGAUGUUUUUUGGCAUUUGCAGGAUUCAGCCUCACAUGUUUCUUUGUGAUCUUCCUCCUUCCUUUCACUGGGUUCCAGAGUUAAUCUGUUCAAUAAGGUAUAAAGACCAGGAGGAUUCAGUUAAAUCCAAGAAAUCCCUGCCCAUAACUGCUCAGCCAAUAUAGGUUAAAAAUGAAAAUUUCUAUUUACUACUUCCCCACUUAAAAAAAAAAGAAAUGUAUUCAAUUUCUUUCUGCUUUUGCUUUUUAACUCUUAGGAAUUAAUGAUCCAAGAAGUUAUUUAUAACUUCCUGGGGAGAGGGUAAGGGGUAGGGGUGAUAGACUUCCUUUUCCUCUUAGGAGAUUUGGUUGUCUCUACCUUUGAGCCCAAAGCUUCUUGUCCAGAUAAGGCUGUGUAUGGCGACAGGAUAACAGGCAACUGUCAACCCAAACACUGAUUACUAGGGCAGUCAAGUCAGAGAAGUUUGAUUCUUUUCCAGAAUGUCAAGAGGAGGUACAGAUGACCUUUAUGAUGUGAUCCAUACAUGUCUGUUGAAGUAAUAAAUUGGGGAAAACCCACACCAUUUUCUUCAGC
Messenger RNA from Dromiciops gliroides (monito del monte), 4216 nucleotides. It is a transcript of the gene IQCE, whose product is annotated as IQ motif containing E. Lineage: Eukaryota; Metazoa; Chordata; Mammalia; Microbiotheria; Microbiotheriidae. The record is from RefSeq and is a predicted model, not a curated record. Bases 100 to 2184 code for a protein of 694 amino acids. The transcript is spliced from 22 exons. Gene Ontology annotation, molecular function: protein binding.